AUGGCGACCCGUGUUCUCUGCUUGCUCCUGGCGCUGAUCCGGUCGCCCUCGCCCUCGCACUCACAGAGCUUCUCGCUCCCUUUCGAGUCGGCGGAGAACUGCACCAAGAAGCAAUGGUUCGAUAUCUCGCAAAUGAUCUGCGUGCCGUGUGGCCCCCACCAGCAUGCCAGCGACGAUGGUAUGUCAUGUCUAUGCCUACCUGGUUACCAAUUAAUCCCAAACAAAGGCAAAUAUUCCAUCAGUUGUAAAAAAUGUCCUAAAUUACAUCCAGAGCCAAAAUCGAUCGGGACCGUGCGAACCCCAUACGUACGGAUGGGGCUGCAAUACGCCACGGUGAGGACGGGCCUCCGCCUACCGGGACGAAUGUCCGCCAGUGAAGGGGGUAUCCACGAGGAAGCGACUCCCGGAGAGCCGAUCCCAGGUGAAGAGGUGGUGAAUCUGGCCGGCUGCCGCGGGAACUAUUGUGCGGUACCCGCCACGGCCGCUGGGGGGCGAUCGCACAUGCCUUCGGGGCGCAGCUGUCACACACUCCACAGCUCCCCCGCUCAACCGGCGGAAAUCGGGCGUUGCCGAAGUGACAGCCAGCGCGCUGACAACAUCCCAGCGCGCCAUCCACAGCGCGUCAACGCGCCUGCCGAGGGCUCGGGUUUCGGCGAACGAGGCUUCGGUGAGCUGCAUGCGAAUGUCGGCCAGCAGCAGUUGCAGGAGCUCCUUAAAGCAGAGGUAUUUCUCGGCGGCCGGGGGCACUUCGAGAAACUGAGUGACCUCUCCGGCCGUGUCCUGGUCGACGGCCCCCACCAGGUAGAAGUAGCAGGUGUUGUCAGCCGUAAUGCCCCACAGCUGGAAUUGGGCCUCCGCCUGCUGAAACCAGAUGCGAGGCCGGGUGGUCCAGAAAUACGGGCCGGAGAGUCGCGCCUUCAGCGCUGCCUUGAGGUGCCGGUGGCACCUCUCCACCAGGCCGUUUGCCUGCGGGUGAUAGGCCGUGGUGUGGUGCAGCCGCACACCAAACAGGUGAGCCAUGGCCGACCACAGCUCAGAGGUGAACUGUGGCCCCCAGUCCGAGGAGAUGUCCACCGGCACUCCAAAGCGAGCAAUCCAGUGCGCGGACAACGCACGAGCGCACAUAGCUGUCGAAGUAUCGGCCAGCGGUAUGGCCUUCAGCCACCGCGUGAAGCGGUCCACCAUCAUGAGGAGGUGGGUGAUGCCCUGGGACGGCGGGAGAGGCUCCACAAUGUCCACGUGGAGCCACAAGUGCCGUCGUCGCCCGGAUGGAUGGGUGAGCCAGCCCGUGGAUCACGUCGAAUACCCUCAGGCGGCAGCGACGAUGGGGCGCAGCUGACCGGACGACACAUUGCACAGUAUUGUUGCUCCUCCAGGGCCGAGAGGGACAUUCUCAAGGCGAAAGCUGGAGAUGGCAGUCCAGAGCAGAAGGGACAGCAGCAGGGACAUCGGUUGGAAAGCCGGGCGGUGAAGGGACAGGAGCAGGAGGAGAACCGCGGGGGGAGACGGGUACGCUGGCAGGCGAGGCAGGGGAAAGAGGCUGUGGAGCUCGUCACGCAGCUUAGCGUUCAGGAGACCAUUGACCAGGACAUCCCUGAUCAAUUCCUCCGUGGAGAUUGUUUCAAGGCGGCAGCGCCGAGCCAAAUGACGCAAAGAGGCAAUAUAAGCGUCGAUAUGCUCGCCGGGAAGCUGCCGCCUCUGGAAGAAUUUAAAACGUUCGAUAAUGUUAUUGGAUGUCUGGGAAAGCGGCCAAGACCCGAGCAAAACGAAUCCACGGACGACAGGGGGCGUGCAAUCGGCUUACUCAGACGCAGCGCGAUUGACUCCAUCGUGGUGGCUUGGACCAAGCACCGCCGUCGGACGUCCACCAGGAGGGACCGCGGGGGGCGAUCGCACAGGCCUCCGGGGCGCAGCUGUCCCUCCUUCCACAGCUCCCCCGCCCAACCGGACGAAAUCGGGCGUUGCCGGAGUGACGGCCAGCGCGCUGACAUCAUCCCAGCGCGCCAUCCACAACACGUCUGCACGCCUGUUGAGGAACUGAGUGACCUCUCCGGCCAUGUCCUGGUCAACGGCCCCCACCAGGUAGAAGUAGCGGGUGUUGUCAGCCGUAAUGCCCCGCAGCUGGAAUUGGGCCUCCGCCUGCUGAAACCAGAUGCGAGACCGGGCGGUCCAGAAACUGACAUAAGAAUAUUUCCAUUAAGGAGGACUGGAGGAUUGUGUUUUCAUCAUCGUCCUAAGGACUUGACCUCCUCGGUGACCACAGAUAUUGUUUAUGGGCAAGGUUUAAAAGUUUCAUCGGCUUGGUUUGCCACUCAUUUGAAAGCCUCAGCUAUUGCAUGCUUGAGAUUUGCAAAUCUUACUGCCUGUCAGGCAGUGGGGAAUAUGUGUGUCAUGAUCAUGAAUUCAAUAGACAUGGUAACAACUCCUAAUGAUGCUUGUACCCUUUAUGACACUAUAUUUAAGAAGACAGUAAGCUUAGGAAAUACCCAUUCAAUACCUUCUUGUACAGUUAGUAGGACAAAUCUCCACAGAUGUGUAAGAAGGAACUGCAGAUGCUGGUAUAAACCUAGACAUAGAUAUGUUUAUGGAUGUCAAGUUAAAAUUAAAAAGAAAAAUUCAACUGUGGAACCAGUGCUCUUUCCUUAUUCUCACAAUCUAAUGUAUCUUAUUAUUCAAGUCAACUUUGUUGAUAAUUUACUUCCUUUCAGGCGAAUAAAUCUGCCCUGGUUAUACUUUGAUACUCAGUAUGGUUUUGGAAAUAGACUUAUUGAUCAAGAACCGUUUCAAACAAUCUUUCAUUUUAAGUCCUCAAAACAUAUGGAAUUACAGUUUAUUCUUGCCAAAUAUGAUGCUCAAGGUUUUUUUCUUCAGUGGGAAAAAGCAACUGGAGGUACUUUGCAGUUGUGCCCAGAUACCUUGCCUCGGCUGAAUAUAGCUUAUAUCUUCGGAGUCACGUAUCAACAAAGUUGUACACUUUCUGUUUCCAAGCUUUUAUCUAAAUAUGACAAAAAUCACUUUUAUGACAUUUACAUACUUUACAAAGGAGAAGAUGGUGAGGAUAAGUUAAGAGCUGUUGCCAUACGUAAUUUAAAUCUUCAAUACAAUGGAAAAUUCGUAAACCGAGAUAAAAUGAUGAAUACUUGGUAUUUAACCAGGCGUAUUUUCUUGGUGGAUACUCUCAGUGGCCGUGAAAUGAACCUGGAUAGCCAGCCAAAAGCAAUUAGAGUUGCUAGCCACAUAAAAAUCAGCGUGAUACUUGUGCCCAAUACUUUGCAAGGAAAGAUCAUUCCUCCUAUGAUGACUAUCUCUUACACAGAUAUUCAGAUCCAAAAUCCAGAUCAACAAACUGUUUCAGUAUCUUUCUCAGUUGAAUAUCAAAUGGACUUGAUUACAGCAUUUCAAAAUACAAAGAUUGCACUGGGUUUCCUGUCAGGCUUAUCAGCUAUCUAUUCAAUGAUAAAGACAGCCACUUGGAAAAAACGCGUUGGAUCUGCAAUGAUUGAUAUUCCAACUGUCUUGAAGUUCUUGCUGUUUUAUGCUGGAGACCUGGCAAACACCUUCUUUAUUGUGACAUUUGGAACAGGCAUUUACUGGCUUAUAUUCUUUAAGGGUCAGCGGGUUCUUUCUGUUGUUCUGCCCACACCGAACCAGGAGAUCCACUUUAUUUCUUCUGUGGCCAGUGCAUUUACACUGAAGUUUAUUCAGCUGUUGCACAAACUAGGAAACCAGCUCACUGUAGAUAUCUUUUUCAUUGACUGGGAGAGACCCAAAGGCAAGAUCGUCAAAUCUAUUGCAGGUGGAGGUGAUAUAAAGACUGCACCAGCUCCUGUGAGCAUCUGGAGAACGUACUUUGUUGCAAAUGAAUGGAAUAAUAUUCAGACCAUCAGGAAAAUUAAUCCUAUUUGUCAACUUCUUACUGUUAUUUUUUUUUUGGAAAUUGCUGGCUUUGCAAAUUUGGCAACAAUGGAUCCUUAUUCAAAAUUGACCAGCAGUGCUGAAAGCAGUGCUAUACCACCCAGCCGUAUUCUGAGAUUUGGUGUUGCAACAACUAUCUGGCUAUUAGUUGGUUUUAUGCAGAUAAUUUUCUGUACAAGUAUUUACGAACGAUUUGUGGAAGACAGAAUAAGUCAGUUUAUUGAUGUUUGCUCAGUUAGUAAUAUCUCUGUUAUCAUUUUCUCACACAAAUGCUUUGGAUAUUACAUCCAUGGGAGGUCUGUGCAUGGUCACUCUGACACUAACAUGGAGGAAAUGAACCUGAAUCUAAAGAGAGAGGCGGAAAACCUAUGUGGUCAAAGAGGCUUGGUUCCCAACACAGAAACUGAGACAUUUCAGAUAUUCAUCACAAGCAAACUCAGAGAGCAAUAUGACAAGAUUCGAGAGCCGCUAAAUUGGAUCAGAUCACCUGGCCACCUGGUGAAUAAUGCGGAGGAUGCUGUUGAACAAAGAAUGAAGGCCUAUAAUACCACAAAUAGAUUUCUUGGAUCAUUCAUUGAUCAUGCUCUUCGUGACAUGGAUUACAUUGUGCAAGAUAAACUGUUAUUGGAAAGAAUAAUAGGGAUGGAGCUGCAUGAACCAAUAGACAAGACGAUUUUUUAUAAUGAUGAAAAGCUUUCAUUCACUGACAUCCUAUACUAUGGCAAUGAAGAAACACUUCUAAUUUUUGAUAUGCUGUUCUUCUGUAUAGUGGAUCUUGCUACCCAAAAUUUUUUUUUUGCUUCCUUUCUAACUUACAUACAACAAAAGAUUUUUCAGUUCAUUCGUAAUGCAGCCGGACGUAAGAACCUGGCUGCAAAAACACUAAUCGAUGAAAGAUUCCUCCUCUGAUAUGCACAGAAAUUGAGGAGCCAAUUGGGAGGACGCCUGUCAACUGCAGCUCGAGAAUUAAAAACAGCUCUCUCUUGGACAGUUCCAUAUAUUUCUCAUUAAGUAAAAAAUAAUAAUAUUGUUUGCAUUAGUUGUGAAUAGAAACUUGCAGUAGCGAUAUUGCAUCACAACAACAUACAGCUGUAUAUACCAAUUUGGCAUGUGUUCACUCGAGAGUCUUUACUUAAUUACAGAUUUUUUCCUGUUCCUUUACCUUUACAUAAAUCCCAUCCUCUGCAAAAUUGAUGGGUGCGUGAUUUCUGUGGAUGUUAUUUUAUACCUAAGCAAUGGUAGAUACUUUAAGGUUUUUUUUUGUGGUGAUUUAUCAUCCCAUGGAAUAUGCGUAGUUUCUGCUCUUUAAGGUUUGUAAAGCACAUUAGAGCACAGUUACAAAUGUGUGAAUCAAAUUUAUCAUUUAAAUCUGGAGGGCGAUAUUUGAAAAUGUUUUUAAUUUUGCCUGUAAACGUAUCUUAUUUAUAUAUUUAAUAAA
This is a messenger RNA of Leucoraja erinaceus (little skate), 5353 nucleotides long. Its product is annotated as meckelin-like. The record is from RefSeq and is a predicted model, not a curated record. The transcript has 36 exons. The coding region runs from base 1 to 4824 and encodes 1607 amino acids. Gene Ontology annotation, biological process: cilium assembly. Gene Ontology annotation, cellular component: MKS complex; ciliary transition zone. Lineage: Eukaryota; Metazoa; Chordata; Chondrichthyes; Rajiformes; Rajidae.